Suillus clintonianus is the source of this 1281-nucleotide messenger RNA. RefSeq lists its product as uncharacterized. The transcript has 9 exons. NCBI's taxonomy places the organism in Eukaryota, Fungi, Basidiomycota, Agaricomycetes, Boletales, Suillaceae. Gene Ontology annotation, molecular function: oxidoreductase activity, acting on NAD(P)H, oxygen as acceptor. Gene Ontology annotation, cellular component: intracellular anatomical structure. The record is from RefSeq and is a predicted model, not a curated record. The coding region runs from base 68 to 1102 and encodes 344 amino acids.
CAGAGCCGUUUAAUUGUAUUUUUGUGAGUUAUAUAUACUCCUGCGCUAUGCACGACGGCCGCUGACAAUGCCAUGGCAUAUGCUCGACUAUUUUUUUCCGAUAAUAACCACCAAUCGAUCACCAGUUAUUUCUCAGGAAUCGCACCCCACCGCCAAACCUACAGUCAUGCCUCUUGAUCGUGGCCCAUCGCCUUUCAUCCCCUCCCAUAGACGUUUCGAAGCUAUGUCUCCCUUGGACAGUGAAGUUCACCCAGUCUUCCAUGCUGGUAGAGUAGCAGUUAUCACCGGCGCUGCGAGCGGUAUUGGAAGAGCUGCUGCUGUCGAAUUGGCAAAGCUCGGUCUGAAAAUUGCUAUGGCGGAUAUCGCGGAAGAUGUCUUGGCCUUUGCUGCCAAGGAGGUUAUUACCAUCGCUGGAGAGGCUAAUGUCCUUGUUAUUCCGACCGAUGUGUCGAACAUCGACGAUGUUGUGCGCUUGCGCGACAAGGUCUAUGAGGCAUGGGGCGAGGUCGCAGUUCUCCUCAACAAUGCUGCAGUAGGUCCCGACAGCAAAUCCUGGAAGAUGCUGGACAACUGGAAGAAGACUUUUGACGUCAAUCUCUUUGGUGUGGUCAAUGUACAGCAAACCUUUGUGCCAUCCAUGCUGCACCAGGAGAACCAAGCUGUAGUCAUCAACACUGGAUCCAAACAGGGGAUCACUAACCCACCCGGCAACCCAGCAUACAACGCCGCAAAGGCCGCGGUGAAGAGCCUGACGGAAGGACUCGCACACGAGCUUCGUGAAAGUGCGGCGUGCAACGUCACCGCGCAUCUCUUCAUCCCCGGGUGGACCUUCACAGGUCUGACCGCCCGCGACGGUGGCGUGAAACCCGCAGGCGCUUGGACCGCCGAAGAGACAGUUCUUUUCAUGCUUGACCACGUCCGUGCUGGCGAUUUCUACAUCGUCUGUCCUGACAACGAGUCUCGCCGCGAACUUGAUCAACUACGCAUCAUGUGGGCUGCGGCGGAUGUUGUUGAAGGCAGGCCCGCGCUGAGCCGUUGGCACAAGGACUGGAAAUCCCUCUUCGAAGAGUACGUCCGUGACGGGCUGGCUAACAUGGAUUGAGGAGAGGCGCAAAGAUACACCGGUCAUGUCAGGAGGAAUGCGGAAGCAAAAUACGUGUUCAAAGUAUUAUUUCCGUCGCUAUCGCUUGCAUUGUAUAAUUGUUCUUCCUAUAUUCUUGGCGCUAGAUUGCGAUCGAUCACCUUAUGCACAUGACUUAACCCAUUGCCGCGCGCUCGCCG